AUGGCAACCAAGCAAACCGAGCCGGUCACUGUCAUUAGCCUCCGGAAGUUGAGCCUGGAGACCCCAGAGUCCCAGCCAAAAGAGUCAAAGACAUUCACCGUGGAAGAUGCCGUGGAGACCAUUGGAUUUGGACGUUUCCACAUUGCCCUCUUUCUGAUCAUGGGCAGCACGGGGGUUGUUGAGGCCAUGGAGAUCAUGUUAAUAGCAGUUGUGUCUCCUGUCAUCCGCUGUGAAUGGCAGCUGGAGAACUGGCAGGUGGCAUUAGUGACUACGAUGGUGUUUUUUGGCUACAUGGUGUUCAGCAUCCUCUUUGGCCUCCUGGCUGACAGAUACGGCCGCUGGAAGAUUUUGCUCAUCUCGUUCCUAUGGGGAGCCUACUUCUCCUUGCUGACCUCUUUCUCUCCGUCAUACAUCUGGUUUGUCUUCCUGCGGACGAUGGUGGGCUGUGGCGUGUCUGGCCAUGCACAAGGGCUAAUCAUAAAGACUGAGUUUUUGCCAACAAAAUAUCGAGGCUACAUGCUCCCGUUGUCUCAGGUUUUCUGGCUGGCUGGCUCCCUGCUUAUAAUCGGCCUGGCCUCCGUGGUCAUCCCCACCAUCGGGUGGCGCUGGCUGAUUCGCAUCGCCUCCAUUCCAGGCAUCAUCCUCAUCUUGGUCUUCAAGUUUAUUCCUGAGUCCGCUCGCUUCAACGUCUCCACCGGGAACACUCAGGCUGCCCUUGCCACCCUGCAUCACAUCGCCAAGAUGAACCGCUCGGUCAUGCCGGAGGGGAAGCUAGUGGAGCCCAUCCUGGAAAAAAGAGGAAGAUUUGCAGACCUCUUGGAUGCUAAAUAUUUACGGACCACAUUACAGAUCUGGGUCAUAUGGCUGGGAAUCUCUUUCGCCUACUACGGGGUCAUCCUGGCCAGUGCCGAGCUGCUGGAGCGCGACCUGGUGUGUGGCUCGGGGGCCAAGUCCGAGUCCCAGUCUGAGGUGGCCGUAACCCUGCCGGACACAGAGGAAAGCCACAGCCCCUGCCACUGCCACAUGUUUGCUCCCUCCGACUACAGGACCAUGAUUAUCAGCACUGCUGGCGAAAUUGCUUUGAAUCCUCUCAACAUCCUGGGCAUUAAUUUCCUGGGAAGGCGGCUGAGCCUUUCUGUCACCAUGGGAUGCACAGCCUUAUUCUUCCUUCUCCUCAAUAUUUGCACAUCAAGCGCUGGCCUGAUUGGCUUCCUCUUCAUGCUGAGGGCUUUGGUGGCAGCCAACUUCAACACCAUCUACAUUUACACUGCUGAGGUCUACCCCACGAUGAUGCGCGCUUUGGGGAUGGGGACCAGUGGCUCCCUAUGUCGGAUUGGAGCAAUGGUGGCACCGUUUAUAUCCCAGGUUCUUAUGAAUGCCUCACUCCUGGGAGCCCUGUGUCUUUUCUCAUCGGUCUGUGUUGUAUGUGCCAUUUCUGCAUUUACUCUCCCCAUUGAGACCAAAGGACGGGCCCUGCAGCAAAUUAAAUGAAGACCUGUAAACCAAUGUCUACCAGAGAAGAAAAAUGCACUUCAUCUUCACGAAGAGCUGUGGCACAUUUUUAAAAAUUUGGUUUAUU
Molecule: messenger RNA, 1579 nt
Organism: Lontra canadensis (Northern American river otter)
Lineage: Eukaryota; Metazoa; Chordata; Mammalia; Carnivora; Mustelidae
Gene: SVOPL
Product: SVOP like
Exons: 15
Coding region: 1-1491 (496 amino acids)
Biological process (GO): transmembrane transport
Cellular component (GO): membrane
Molecular function (GO): transmembrane transporter activity
Source: RefSeq, a predicted model, not a curated record